Molecule: messenger RNA, 6243 nt
Organism: Alexandromys fortis (reed vole)
Lineage: Eukaryota; Metazoa; Chordata; Mammalia; Rodentia; Cricetidae
Gene: Zbtb3
Product: zinc finger and BTB domain containing 3
Exons: 2
Coding region: 736-2292 (518 amino acids)
Biological process (GO): regulation of transcription by RNA polymerase II
Cellular component (GO): nucleus
Molecular function (GO): protein binding; DNA-binding transcription factor activity, RNA polymerase II-specific
Source: RefSeq, a predicted model, not a curated record
CUGAGCCUGGAACUAAGUAGGGCAUGCCGGAAUUUUUGAGGAAGUUCACAAGAGUGAACUGCACUUUUGAGAAGUGUGGCUUACUGCGCACUGUUUUCGGCAGAGCCUACACAUUACACACUGUGUCUCCUAAGAACUCUGCCGCAGGAACGCGCUAUUUACUCCCAGACACACUGCGCAGAUGCUAACUUCAUGCCCCAUCCAAGGCGCGUAAUCUCCCUACGGAAAACAGGUAAGUGAAGAAAUUCAGCCAAUCCUGAGAGGUCUGGGGCAAAGAAGGCGGGAUGAGGAAGAAAAAGUUUAGGACGGGAGCAACAACCAAUCGGGAGCCUUGAUGCCUGAACGAUGGCAGAUACUACCCAUUCGGAGAAGCCGGUUACCGAGGGGCGGGGUAGUAGACGGUGAGCCAAUCCACGAUGGGAGAGGGCGAGCUGAAGCCAAUUAGGACAGCGAAGGUGGGAAGGGGCGGAGCUUUCCUGGUGGCUGCUAGGUUGUGGAUGAGGGCUCAUCUUUCUCUGCUAGUUCCUACGCUCGGAGUCCUCAUCCUUGGAAUGUGAGAGGAAGAAGCGCAGGAAGUUCCAGAACCAGGGCGUGAAGGCAUCGCCCUGGAAAGCUUGGGCGCGAAAGACAGUCCUAGUUGAAGGAGUCACUGGAAGGCACCGUCUGGGACCGAGGAAGCAGAGGGAACUACUGUUGGGGAACUUUCUUGGGCACCCUUCCCCUUCUUGGGGUGCUAUGGAGUUCCCAGAACACAGUCAGCAGCUGCUUCAGAGCCUGCGGGAGCAGCGGUCCCAGGGUUUCCUUUGUGACUGUACUGUGAUGGUUGGUAGCACCCAGUUCCUGGCCCAUCGGGCUGUGCUGGCUUCCUGCAGCCCAUUCUUUCAGCUUUUCUACAAGGAGCGAGAAUUGGACAAGAGGGAUCUGGUGUGUAUUCACAAUGAAAUUGUCACGGCCCCAGCCUUUGGGUUGCUUCUGGACUUCAUGUAUGCUGGCCAGCUGGCCCUUCGGGGAGAUACCCCUCUAGAAGAUGUGCUGGCCGCAGCCAGCUACCUGCACAUGAAUGACAUCGUUAAGGUGUGUAAACAGCGCUUGCAAGCCCGGGCUCUGGCGGAGGCAGACAGUACCAAGAAGGAAGAGGAAAGCAAUCCUGCUAGUAUGGAGUUUUUGUCAGGCAGUUCUCGUGGCCCCCAGCCUUUACUGGCAUCUAUUGAGCCGUCAGCCCGCUGGAGCAAAGAGGAAUGGAAGGGUCCAGCCACUCCCUUACCUAUUGCUCAUUCUGCAGAUGAGCCACCAGUGUCCGGUGGCGCUGACACUACACAACCAAGCAUGGAAGUCGACCCACCACAUCUGCGGGCACCUCCCCCACAAGUGGCUGAUGUCUCUGUCUCUCUUGCCAGCCCCAGUAGCUCUACAGAGACCAUUCCUGUAAACUACUUCUCUUCUGGCCUUCCAGCAGUUUCCGUGGAGCCCUUGACUCCUCUAGAUGUGGUUCCUGAGAGUCUGAGGGUGGUGGAACCAAGGGAUACUGGAGGACCAUUGCAAGGCUUCUACACUCCAGCUCCAGCCCCACCCCCAGCUCCAGCCCCAGUUCUGUCCCAGGCUCCAGCCCCAGUUGAAGCUGAACUGGUGCAGGUGAAAGUAGAAGCUAUUGUGAUCUCUGAUGAGGAGACUGACUUGUCCGAGGAACAGCCUCAGGGACCUGAAGGGCUGUUCACAUCUGGAGGUGCAAUAUAUGGGGGACAGUCUUCACAGCCAGACACUUUUGAGGAGCCAGGGGCAACAGGACUAGAGGAGGUGGGGCCAGGUGACCACUUCCUGCCUCCAGAAUCUCAUCUUCCAUACCAUCUGCUGCCUGGUCCUGGGCAGUAUCAUCGGGGACUGGUGACCUCACCCCUGCCUGCACCACCAGCCCUGCAUGAGCCACUCUACCCUCCUUCUGAGUAUGAAGUAGCUCCAGGGAGCUUUGGGGGUUUUACAGAGGAUGUUCCCACCUGUAAGACAUGUGGAAAGACCUUCUCAUGUUCUUAUACAUUACGGAGACAUGCCACAGUGCAUACACGAGAGCGACCCUAUGAAUGCCGCUAUUGCCUACGCAGCUACACACAGUCAGGGGAUCUCUACCGCCACAUCCGCAAGGCUCAUAAUGAGGACCUGGCCAAACGCAGCAAACCAGACCCAGAGGCCAGCUCCAAUCUUGGGGCGCAUCCCCUCUCUGGCUCCCAGACAACAGAGAGACAGAGCAGUGGUGGUGGAGUAGCACCCAAAGAUUUUGUACUUGGUCCCAAAAAUUAACAUCUGAGCAUGAACUGAUGCCAGGCCUGCGCUUACUACUGUUAGAUGGCUACAGAGGAAGUUGGAGGCAUCCCAUCAUUACUACAGGGUGGCAGAAUGAAGGUUCUUCCCAAGCUGAAGGUGUCUACCCAUCUCUUUGUCAAGCCAGAUAAGUAGGACAUGGGGCAAAGCAGGUCAGCCACAACACUCCAAGGCACUGGGGAUUUUCCUGAGGUGCAUCUCAUCCCACAUUCUGGAACAUAAAACUAGCCGUGAAAUUAUCCCUUUGAACUGGUGUUGGCCGGUUCGGUUCCUUCCACAAGUCCGAUGGGUUCAUGUCUGCCCUCUAGUUCUUUUAUUUGACAACUGCAUUGGGUAAGCAUGUGACUGCUUAUGAGGCAAAAAGUGAAACGCAGAGGGCAGCAUAGACUUGACAGGAAAAGAGUACAAAUAGGGACUCUUACACAUGGUUUACUACAGUUGAACUUGUGUUCUGGGCUGUAUUGGGUACUUCAUACACUCAUUUUUAAUCCCUGACAACUCUUUAGGCUCUUCCGCUUCAGGUGCAAAGAAACUUGAGACUCAGGACUCACUUGUUCAGGGUCAUUGAGCUGGUUAAGGAGAAAGCUAGGAUUUGAACUUGGCUUCUGACUUCAGAUAAAAUUCAUGAUAAAACCAUACAUUUUCAAAAUAAUGUUCAAGGCAAAUAGUUAGCCAACAACUAGACGGUUUUUCUUUUUUUAUUUUUAUUUUUACUUAAAAAAUUCCACCUCCUCCCAUUUCCCUCCCUCCCUCCCCCCCCCCCAGUUUUUUCUCUUUAUUUGAAGAUUUAUUUAUUUGCCAUGAGGUGGUAGCUUAUGCCUUUAAUCCCAAGACUGGGAAGCAGAGGCAGUUCUCUGAGUUCCAGGACAGCCAGGGCUACACAGAGAAACCCUGUUUCAAAAAACAGAACAAAAUUUAUUUUAUGUGUGUGGGCUUUUGGCUACAUGUAUGUCUUUGUACCACACAUGCAUGGCUGUUAUCUGCUGAGGCUACAAGAGGGCAUCAGAUCCUCUGGAACUAGCGUUAUGGACGGUUGUGAACCACAUUGGGUGCUGGGGUUUGAAUCUGGGUCCUCUUGAAGAACAACAGGUGAUCCAUCCUCCAGCUCCAGAAGUUGUUUUCUUAUUCUUUUGAGUGCGUGACUUUGUUCCCUUACCUGUGUCCUCUGCAUUGGACCUAGAAAGAUCUUUGGUUGUGUGUUUUGACAAUGGACGUAUUGAUAAACUUGAAAUUUCUGCCUUUUUGUGAAUUUGAAUUGAGGUCUCUGAAGAUGAGAAACUGGUGAGAGAAAAACUGUGUGCCCAUGGAGAGGGCUGUUUAUGGGGGGAGGGGGGCUGAGAACCUGAGGAAAUAUUGAAAUGACAGCUGCUUGGGAAAGCUAAGGCAGGAAACCCCAUGAGGAUUUUAUAGUCCUCUAAGCUUGGACCCUUACUUCCAAAUGUGGAGCUGGGGACUGAUGUUUUACCUAGCCUGAGACCCUUGGGAUCUGAUCCCUAGCACUCCGAAAAGAAGUAAAAUUGUGGGGACUGAUGGUUUACCUAGCCUGAGACCCUUGGGAUCUGAUCCCUAGCACUCCGAAAAGAAGUAAAAUUGUGGGGACUGAUGGUGCCUGAGACCCUUGGGAUCUGAUCCCUAGCACUCCGAAAAGAAGUAAAAUUGUGGGGACUGAUGGUUUACCUAGCCUGAGACCCUUGGGAUCUGAUCCCUAGCACUCCGGAAAGAUGUAAAAUUGGAACAACAGCUGUCUAAAAAGCUUAAAGCACUCACUAAAGUUAUACAGGGAGUUACUGGCACUAGAGGCAGUAAAAAGUGAGAGUUUAAAGUGUUGAGAUGGGAUGUGGGGAAAGCUCACAAUGUAAACGAAGUAACUUUCCAGGCUGUGGAGAGUGGAGCUGUGGAGCUGUAGAGUGAACUAGCCAGGUGCCCUACACACACCCUCUCCUGGCACACAAGGACCUAAGAGCAAAUCAAACAGGAGGCAAAACUGAAAAAAAGCCAAAAUAAAAGCAGGCUUUCUUGACUUCUUUAGCCUCCUCUGGGGUCACAUGCAGGGCUGUAAGUUGCUCCAACUAAGCUACUGCUGGUUUUGAGAUAGGAGACUGAGCUAACAGUGAAGAUUUGGCCAAAGGAAGCUCCCUUGGUGAGGCAUCAUGGGAAGCAAGAGUUGAUUUUUUUGUUUUGUUGCUGAGAAAAUUCUAAAGCUGAGUACAACUACAAUGGCAGCUCCUCAGCAGUUGGAGGAAGCUAAUCUGAGAGAAAAAGGAAGACUCCGUCUUCCCCAUAAUGAAGAACUUGUACACAUGUCACACUCCUUUUCCUCCCUCUUUGGAUCCUUCCUCCAUUCCUUUCUUCCUGCCUUCCAUUUUUGGAGACAGGGUCUCUUAUAGCCCUGUCUGGCCCUGAACUUGCUAAGUAGCUGAGGAUGGCCUUGCCCUCCUUCCAGGUACACGUGCCUCUAACCCAAAGGUCUGAUGUUUUAGGCAUAUACCACUAUGCCUACCUCUUUGGUCUUUUGAGACGGGGUCUUGCUAUGUACAACAGGCUAGCCUGAAAUUCUAGAUAUUCCGCCUUGGCCUUAUCAGUACUAGAUGUACAACCAGGUCCUGUAGCAGGACUAAUAAAAACCCAGAGACAGAAAUUGGGGUUCAACCUGAAGGUCAGAAAAGCAAAACAGCCAGCCACUGACUCUUAGCUCUCUACCUCAGUCUGAAAUGGCGAUCCUGCCUCUAGGAAUCUCAGAAUGGGACUGUGUGUGAGAGCUCUCUUCUCCCACCUUAUUCCUCUCUAGGGCCGGUUUGGCAAACUAGUGUGGCUACUGGGAUUAAAGGUGUGUAUCACCACUGCCUCAUCUGUAAGGCUGACCAGUGGGGCUGUUUUACUCUCUGAUCUUCAGGCAAGCUUUAUUUAUUAAAAUACAAAUGAAACAUCACCACAAGGUUCAGCUAACAUUCCUUAUAUUAGAAUAACUGUCUGUGUUCCAAUUUUAUUAAUGCUAAUGUAUUAUUGCCUUAAUUUCUCCAAGAAAGGGCAAAAUAUGAAUAAAAAUAGUAAAAGCCAUUCUAGAUGAGUGUAGCACCUUUUCCAGUCUUUCCUACUGUAAACAUCAAAGCCUGUGAGAAUCAGUUCCCUUCAAAAGGGUGGAUUUUAUAGCUUUUGAUUUCUCAUUUAAAGAAGUAGGGGGAGCUGAAAAAAUAAGUUGCCUUAGAAUAUCAGUUCCUCAAAGUAAGGAACAAAGCCCUCAUGGAACUGACACAUUCUCUAAACUGUGUGAGUAACAGUCACUCCUGGGCUAAUCAAGUCAGCCUUGCUCCAGCCAGUACUUAACUGACGAGUCAGUGGGCAGGGUGUGAUUCAGUGGGAGAGUAUGUGCCCAGCAGGCGCAAGGCCCCGAGUUUCCACGCCUAGCCCACACAGAGAAGGAAAAAGAGCUCAUGAGUAAGUAAAUUCACCUCCAUUUUUACAGACUAGUGUGGUACUAGUAGUUCUAGCUCAGGCAGAAGGCUCACGGGCUCAGUAGACUAGGCUAGCCUGGGCAACUUAAGAAUAACCAGUGUGUACAGAAUAUAGCUGGUGUGCUGGCUCAUGCCUGUAAUCUUAGCACCUGGGAGGCUGACCACAGGAGGAUUGCCAUGAUGUCAAGGGCAGCAGUGUUAGCCAAGAGCUCUCCCACAAAACUACACCCUUAACCCUCACAUAUUGACUAAACACUAAUACAGGUAAUGUGUAAAUAAAACUUGAAGCAAAUCUAUGGAGCUGGUAGGUCUCAAUGUGGGAAAUACUUGUCAAACUGCCUUCUGUGAUCUUCAAAUACAUCACAAAGCUUCUCUCUCCAGAUCUUGUUGGAAAUGCUUACAGCCUCUUCCUCUCACAAAUUUCUGAACAGAUAUUUAGGGAUUCACUGUGGCUGACCAAGAUGUAGGCUUGUCAGAC